CAUUCCACCUCUAACAGUGCACUCCGAGAAACCCAAGAGCCCGUACUAACAACACAAACAUGGCGGCUACUGCCACCGACACACAUCAAUAAGAACAUCGCCAACAAGUGGGACAAACAAACUUUCCUGGGAUUAUUGUAGCGUGUGCGCUCUUUACUAUCAACAGGGAUCCCCUCCAUUCUCACAAAGGUGAAGACUGAGUAUCGAGGCGGUCAGAUCAGCAACUUGCCUACAUGUCAACGUCCUCUUCUUUAAAAGAGUAAACAGCUGGCACAGGCCCAGCCAUGAUCGAGGACAAGGGCCACCGCGUGAGCGACUACUUUGUGGUGGCGGGCCUGACAGACCGGUCCGCGCCCCUGGAGCAGGACCUGUCUGAGGCCAAGGCUGGCGGGCCCAAGGCGCCCAUCUGCGAGCUUGCUGUCAUCAACCGCUCGGCAGGCGAGACGGUGCCUGAGGGCUUCACCUGCAUCGAGGUCACGCCUGGCGGACAGCCCGCCAACCUCAACCACGGCAGCCUCAAGAGCCCCGAGCUCUUCCUCUGCUAUAAGAGGGGCCGCAGCAAGCCCCCGCUCAUCGACAUCGGCGUCCUGUAUGAGGGUAAGGAGCGCCUGAUCCAGGGCUGCGAGAUCAUCCAGGCGACGCCGUUCGGCCGCUGCGCUAACGUGAACAACAGCUCGGCCACGUCACAGCGCAUCUUCAUCACGUUCCGCCGCGACCGGCCAGUCCAGCCGCAGAACUCGCUGUCCGUCACCGACAUCUGCGUCAUCAUCACCAGCAAGGGCGAGACGCCGCCACACACCUUCUGCAAGGUGGACAAGAACCUCAACUGCGGCAUGUGGGGAUCCAGUGUUUUUCUUUGCUACAAGAAGUCAGUGUCUGCCUCCAACUCCAUCGCUUACAAUGCCGGCCUGAUCUUUCGCUACCCGGAGGACGACUACGAGUCGUUCCCGCUGUCCGAGUCCGUGCCCCUCUUCUGCCUGCCCAUGGGCGCCAAGAUCGAGUGCUGGGCGCCCAACACGCCAUACCCACUGCCCGUCUUCUCCACCUUCGUUCUCACCAUCUCGUCCGGCGAAAAGGUGUACGGCGCUGCGAUCCAGUUCUACGAGGCGUACCCACUGGAGCGGCUGAGUGACCGCCAGAAGCAGCAGCUUGGUCUGGUGACCGCCGUGGAGAAGAAGCUCAUCACCAACCGGCCGGUCAACACCAACAAGUGCAUCUGCCUGCUGUCCCGCUGGCCUUUCUUCGAGGCCUUCCGGAAGUUUCUACUCUUCCUCUACAAGCUCUCCGUGUCCGGCCCGCACCCCCUGCCCAUCGAGAAGCACAUCUCCCACUUCAUGCACAACGUGUCCUUCCCCUCCCCUCAGAGACCCCGGAUACUGGUCCAGCUUUCUCCACAUGACACCUUAAUCCUGUCUCAGCCUGUGUGCACUCCUCUGCCUCUGAGUGGGGCGGACUACCGGACGCUGUUGAUGAAUCUGGGGGCUGAGAACUGCGCCAUCGUGCUGCACUUUGUGCUCAUGGAGAGCAAGAUCCUGCUGCACUCCCUCAGGCCUGCCGUGCUCACAGGGAUCGCAGAGGCCGUCGUAGCCAUGAUCUUCCCGUUCCAGUGGCAGUGCCCGUACAUCCCCCUGUGUCCUCUCUCCCUGGCGGGCGUCCUGAACGCCCCCUGUCCCUUCAUCGUAGGCGUGGACUCCCGCUACUUUGACCUCUACGACCCUCCCCCGGACGUGGUGUGUGUGGACCUGGACACCAACACCAUCUAUCAGUCGGACGAAAAAAGACACUUGAACUGGAAGAAUCUCCCAAAGAAGCCGUGCAAGAACCUCCUCAGCUCCCUCUGCAACCUGCAGAACCAGCUGGCACUUGUGCGUCGCACGGCUCCUGAGGGCUCGGCCUUGGACAUGACCCCCAUCGAGGCGGACUUCACCUGGCAGAAGAAGAUGGCGUCUCUGGAGAUGGAGAUCCAGGAGUCCUUCCUCCGCUUCAUGGCCACCAUCCUCAAGGGCUACCGCAGCUACCUCAAGCCCAUCACCCAGGCCCCGUCUGACAAGGCCACGUCAGCCGACUCCCUCUACGACCUGCAGGGGUUCCUGAAGAGUCGUGACCGUGCCCACCAGAAGUUCUACUCUCAGCUGACCAAGACUCAGAUCUUCAUCCGCUUCAUCGAGGAGUGCACCUUCGUCAGCGACAAGGACACUGGCCUCGCCUUCUUCGAUGAUUGCAUCGAGAAAGUGAGCAUGCCACACACGCUCACAGGCACACACGCUCUCACACACACACGCACACACCCCUCUCUCUCUCUCUCUCUCUCUCUCUCUCUCUCUCUCUCUCUCCCCAUCUCUCCCUGUCUCUCUCUUAGUUAUGAGACGUUCCCUGCCCUGUGUCUGGACCUGUUUGACCGCCCUCCUGAGCUGCGUCCAGCUCUCAGCAGUCGAGCCGCGGGGGCCAGUCUGUCCAAUAGCCCCGCCCUGCUGGCCAAGAGGACCAAACAGGAGAUCAAACUGGCGGUGAAGAUGGCGAGGCGUCACUAUAGCAACCCCCCGCUGUGGGCGCGCUGUCUGAUCAGCCACUGCUACAGCAUGUGGUUCAUCUGCCUGCCCGCCAGCGUUCGCUCCGCCCACUCCAAGACCCACGCCAUGCAGCAGGCCUUCAACGUGCUGCUCAAACUCAGGACCUCCGAGGUGGAGAUGCUGGACGAGGUGUGCUACCGUGUGGUCAUGCAGCUGUGUGGUCUGUGGGGAAUGCCCGUCAUGGCCGUCAGAGUGCACAUGGAGAUGAAAAAGGCUGGUGUCCAACCCAACGCCAUCACCUACGGAUAUUAUAACAAGGCGGUUCUGGAGAGCACCUGGCCCAGUCAGAACCGCAGUGGUCUGUUCAUGUGGACCAAAGUGCGCAACGUGGUCCAAGGAGUGGCUCAGUUCAAGCAGGCCAUGAAGGGGUCCUCCAGCCCUGAAGAGGGCGCUCUCAUCCCCUCGAUUGUGUCAGUGGACGGCAGGGGGCGCUCUGCUGAGGUGGACAGACUGAGUCAUGGCAGUGGCGACAGCUCCAACGAGCCCAAUGGAGACGAGCAUGUACUCUUCUCACGCGGACUCUCCACAGACAACCACUGCAGCAACACAGGGGGUCAGUCAGAUCAGGGUUACGGCUCCAAAGACGAGCUCCACCAGGAGGUGAACUCCUCUGUACUGCCAGCUCCCAUCCAGCCAAUCAAUGGCCCCACACACACUGGUGGGGACAUAGCUGGUUCCGUGGACAGUGCGGUUGCCGUGACAACACCACCCAGUCCAGCGGACGUGGCGCCCCCUAGCAUCGUCAAGCUCUCCACCGGGAGCUUCGACGGCACCACGGCCCGCGAGAUCAGCAGCGGAGGUGCAAGCAAGCUUUUCAAGCCACGCCGCAAAAGCGAGGACAUCAUCCUGCCCGAGGACGACGUUUGCCUCCCUGCCGUCGUCGUGACGACGGACGGCGCAUCCGGCCCAGGCAGCGGUCCCAGCGAUGCGUCCGGCACCGGCGCGAGCAGCAGCAGCAGCGUUUCCGGGGCGACGCGUGCGAAGGCGUUUGCGGAGCGCAGCUGCAGCUUCAGCACGGAGAGCCGGGCGGGCAUGCUGAGCAAGAAGGGCAGUCUGGAGCUCAGCAUGGCCGCCCACAUGGGCGCCGACGCCCGCAUCCUCGCCCACGCGCUGACCGGCGUCAAGACGCCGACGUCAACGCCGCCCGCAUACACACACACGCCCGGCGGGACGGCCACGCCCACACCAGGCGGAGGGUCGGCGUGCUUCGCUUUCCCAGAGCAGGAGGGAGAGGAAGAGGAGGAGCCUGAGGAGGAAGAGGCAUCGGCAGACACGCCCACACCCAGAGAGGAGCAGGAAAAGGAGAAGGAGGCUGACAAGGAGGAGGCGGAGCCUGAUGAGAUGGACGGCGGAGAGCAGGCCGCCUCAGAGGUCACGACCCCGUGCAUGGCACGGAGCAUCAGCACGAUCUCGUCGGCGUCGACGCGCGUGGCCGAGCGCCUGGACGUGGAGGCCGGCUCGGACCCUCUGUCCCUGCUGGCGUCGGAGAGCGAGGACGCGGCGUCGCUGCAGAGCCAGGAGUCUCAGACGGGGGUGCCCUCCACGCCCAAGCGGCAGCUGGCCCACGAGAUCGAGCUCUACAUGAGCCUGGGGUCCAAAGCGUCCAGCACGGAGCUCGUCCAGACCUCCCAGGCCGCCCCGGACGCGCCGGACGCCGACGCCGAGGUAUCCCAGCAGCCUCUGCUUCACCCUUCGCCCCCGUCCUCCUACUCCUCGGGGAAGCAGUCGCUGGAGCGUCGGUCCAGCCUUCCGGCCGCGCCCCCUCCGAGACCGCCGCCGCCGGGCAGUACCGGGAGCACGCCGAAGCGCAGUCCGGCGGCCGUGACGCGCUCCAAGACGUUCGCGGUCAAGUCGCGGACGAUGGGUCAGCCGCAGAGCCCGGCGCGCUCGCUCGCCUCGCCGUCGGUGUCGCUGUCCGCACUCGUGCGGUCCUCGCAGAGCGCCUCGCUCGGCUCGGUCAUGAACUCCAUCUCGGCCAUCAAGAUGGACUCACUGCUCUCGGGACCCAAGAUGGACGUCCUCAAGUCCGGCAUGAAGCAGGCCGCCACCGUGGCCAGCAAGGUGUGGGGAGCAGUGGCCUCGGCGUACAACUACUCCGACGACGAGGAUGAACAGGGCCAGCAACGUGACGGUUUCCCGGCCCGUCUGGACGACCAGUUCCUGGCAGAGGAGGGGCCAGGAGCAGAAGGCCACACCCCCAGGGGGUUGAUCCCCAGCCUGGCGUCCAAUGGGCUCACACACAGCUCUACCAGCCUAGGAAGCAGCAGUGGGAGCAGCGACACACACCACAACACGCCCAUGACUCCAGGACGCUCGAUGAGAGGCGGAGACUCAGAGCACAGCUCCUCCCAUCAUGCCAGCUCCUCCAGCAUCUACCAGAACUGCUCCUUAGAGGUAUUGAUGUCCAGCUGUUCCCAGUGUGUGAAGUGUGAGUGUCUGGUGUACGACGAGCAGAUCAUGGCGGGCUGGACAGCCGACGACUCCAACCUCAACACCACCUGCCCCUUCUGCCAGAGCUCCUUCCUACCACUGCUCCACGUGGAGUUCCACGACCUACGCCCACCCAGCGGCUUCUACCUGAAGCCAAGUGAGUCUGGCGACAGCCUCCAAGGCACUCAGCCAAUCACCAUCUCCGAACAGAAGGUCGGCUCCACCCCCAACCCCAGCAACUCCAGUGACCUCAUGAGCUUCCCAGAAUCCACCGAGGAAGGAGAUGAGGACGAGGAGACCGCCAGCAGUCGAACUGCCGCACAGAAGACGUUGGUUCUGGAGCCGGCGCAGUCGGACCCUCUGGGCAUUGUGGAGAAGCGUGGCACCUCUCUGACCCGGAGCAACAGCGUUGGCGGACCCCUGCAGAGCCUGAAUGCCAGCCAGCGGCCCAAUCACGGCAUCUCCACCACCAGCCUGCCCAAUAGCCUGCAUGAUGUGGCGGAUUCCUUGGGGCAGAAGCGUCCCAAUCCGAAGCCAGUGUCGGUUCCGUACCUGAGUCCUCUGGUGCUGAGGAAGGAGCUGGAGUCUCUGCUGGAGAAUGAGGGGGACCAGGUGAUCUACACUCACAAGUUCCUGAGUCAGCACCCCAUCCUGUUCUGGAACCUUCUGUGGUAUUUCCGCCGUCUGGACCUGCAGAGCAACCUGCCCGGACUCAUCCUCACGUCCGAGCACUGCAACAACGGAGUACAGCUGCCCCAGUCGUCCCUGUCUGCGGACAGUAAGCAGGUGUACAUCCAACUACUGUGGGACAACACCAACCUGCACCAGGAGCCCACAGAACCACUCUACAUGCUGUGGAGGAGUUUCAUGGAGAGGAAAGGGACCCUGGAUCCCACUGACCAUCAGGAGACGCGCACGCUGCUGAACAGCAUAGUCCGGAGCAUCCAGACCAACGAUGUGUACUCCCCCAUUAACCUGCUGCUCCGAGAGGUCAAACGACACCCAGAGGUCAAGAGGCAGAGGAGUAUCUACAGAGAGAUCCUGUUCCUAUCCCUGGUGUCUCUGGGCAGAGAGAACAUUGACGUGGAGGCAUUUGAUCGCGAGUACCGGCAGGCGUUUGAUGAGUUGAGUGCGGAGCAGCAGAAGGCCCUGUCCCCCAUGGACCGCCCACCCAACAAGAGUGUGCAGUGGUGCCUCAAGACGUUCGGCGCUCCCUUCAUCUGAUGCCCCCUAGGGGUCUGGAGGAGCAACAGCACCCUCCCAAACACCCAGCCACCCACUCAACAGCCCCAAACCCACCCUAACAACACCCAUCCCCCGCCCCCCAACCCCAACCGCAACCACCUCUGGAACUACGCUGGGGUCAACUCUCUAGGGGUCAGGGGUGAAGGGUCUCGGCGCUAUGGAAACGGGGUUUUUCUGUUUUUGUUUGUUUGUUUGUUUGUUUGUUUGUUUGUUUUGUACAGUUGAUGGCGACUUUGAUAGCAGCACCCUGACCCAAAGAUGGUACUUUUGAUUCUCUCACUCUGGCCACAUCAUCACCGCAUUUCUUCUCUUUUUGUCAUCUUUUUCAUCCUUCUCUCCGUGGGCCCCCCACUCUCCGCUGCGUUGUCCAGACAUCAGGGUGUGAUUGAGGCCCUCAGUUCCUCCUGCAGAGUCUUCGGACGGUCCGACUCUCCCCAUGUGACUGUUGAAGCACACUGACAGCAACGUGUGUGUGCGUGUGUGUGUGUGUGGGGAAGAGGUGUUGUAGUGUGAUGUGUGUUUUGGAUGAAGAUGAUUGUGUGGUCAGGUCAGGUCUAAAAAUUCAUCUCUCCUCACCCACACACACCUGAUGUUUGACCCCCCUCCCCCUCUCCGCCGCAGCAACAGUUGCCGAGUGGGUGUGUUGUCCUACGCACCAGGGUCGCCAUGACAACCAGUCUUAACUAUUUGAUGUGCACUUUCAGAUGAUGGUUGUUCUGUCGGCCGGGGUGGUUUCCUUAUAAAGUCUCUUUGAUUUUAGUUGUUCGUUUUUUAUGUAUAUAUUUUUCUACGUUGGGCCUGUGUGCAUGUGGUCUGUGUGUGUGAGAACCGGGUUGCCUUUUUCCCAGAAUGGGCUCUUUUGCUGGGACUCCUGGGUAAUUUGUCUUUAACAGCCAGCUUAGGGGGACACUAAGAUGUAAGGAAUGUGUGUGUGUGUGUGUGUGUGUGUGAGGCAUAUGGCUUUGUCCUGCAGGCGUGUGUGUUGUGUGUGCGUGGGCUUGCGUGUGUGUUCAUCAACAGAUUGGCUAGAGUGUAUGAUGACUAGAAAAAUUGUAACAUUGUAACAGACACAAGAUUAGAACAUUCCAGAAAUCACAAGAGAGUCUUAAUAAAGGGUGGUGACGGUGGCGUGUGCCCAAUCGUGGAUGUGCAGACCAGGCAGAAGCACAUCUAGUCAUCAGUCGUCAGGGUCCUUUGAGAUACUGUUGCAUGACUAUAAUCUUCUUGGGAGAUUAGCCAGUUUCCGAGUGGCUCUCUCUUUUUCUCUCUCUCUCUCUCUCUCUCUCUCUCUCUCUCUCUCACACACACACACACACACACAAAAACACACACCCUCGUCUGUUUCUCCAACACACAGUUUAAUUGUUACACACCUGUACAGCAAAUGAUAAUGACAUAGACAAACACAUACGACACACCAUAUCUAUAAAAAGUAAGAAAUAAUGUAUUUACACACUUAAUACAUAAACAUGCACAUGCACAAUCUAUAUACACAGUGCUUGUGGUGUUAUACAGGACAUUUAGUCUUGCCACCUCAGCUGUGUGUGUGUGUGUGUGUGUGUGUGUGUGUGUGUGUGUGUGUGCCCUUCUAGUGCUCAUGUUUUUAACCACAAAUGUUUUAAUCACUCUCACACGACAGGGGCACACACACACAGACCGAUGUGGAGGACACACAUACAUACAUACACACACACACACACACACACACACACACAUAUCUUGGGCAGUUUUGCACAGUGUAAAGAUGCACACAAACACGACAUCUCCAGUGUUCUGAGAGAGUGACCAUCAGCUGAUGAGAGGGUGAGUGUAGUUCUCGUGCCUUGCUGAAAAAGGCUUGGGAAGUUUUUACAGCUACUAAAGUAACACAACAUAGCCUGCCUUAAUUUAUUUGUCUUUCUCUUAACAUUUUUGUAUAGCUGAACAUGCAUUUAGAAUCAAUGAGUGCUCACUGAGAGGGAGUCGGAUAUAUAUAUAUAUAUCCAUGUUUUCUGAACUGGUUGCUUUGCAGUCGUAAAAACACUCUAAACGCAUCGUGCUCCUUUAACUGACUCGCCAAUCAAAUUUGUUGAGCUACAGGCUUGUGGAUUCACUGCAAAAGGGCUCUUGGGGACCUCUAGUGGACGUUUUGAGAAUCACACGAGGGUUUGAUCGGAGGAAGUAGGCUGCUCGUAAUGAAUAGCUAGCAGAAUGUGAAGUGUACUUACUUACUUAAUUAAUUAAUUAAUUAAUUAAUUAUUACUGGGACAAUACUACUGCUGUUGAACCCAUGGGAGGGGGGUGGGCGGAGCAAAACAUUCCGACUUGUAUGUGUCUGUAGUGUGUAAAAAACACACUUAUGUAUUUGGUAUCUCUACAGUGUCACCCCCUUUAAGUGAGUGUGAGUGUGUGCGUUUCUGAAUCUGGGAAAACCUCAAAUGUGCACAUCAUUUUUUCUUGAUGUUUUUUUUUUUUUUAUUAUUAUUAUUAUUAUUAUUAUUAUUAUUUAGAGUGUUAAAACUUGCCCUUGCACAUAACUCGAUGUAUUGUAAUGUAGAAUCUCCAUUUUCUCCUGCAGUUUAACACCUUUUAACACCAAGUGAUUUCUCACCUUUUUUUGUACAGUCUGCUUGUGUCCUUUCCUCAGAGGUGGACAACAGAAGCUGAUCCUCUCCUCCGACAACCACCAGACCUGGACCCAGCACGGCCAAUGACCGGCAAUGGAGGUGACCCCCAGUCCAGGUCAUGGACCGCUUUCCUAUACAUGGGUUAAAUGAGUUAAGACUUCAUUGGAGAUCUCUACUGAGAAAAAGCUUUUAGUUUUAGUAGUUGUUUUUAAUAAGCUUUAAGCUUACUAGGCUUACCAUCCUUAGGCUUUAGUACUAGGCUUACCACCCUUAAUCCAUGUAUGGGAAAGUUAUGUGAAACUUUUUAAAUCCAGCUUUAUGGCUAAAACCACAACCCUCCAGGGCCCCUUCGGACCAGGUCUGGGUAUGAGGAGGAGGAGAGGGGGCUCUUUGAAGGCCUCCACCAUGUCGAUUCCCUUCUGUACCGUCCUGUGGAAUGAAUGUUGGUCUACGCCUACAGAAAUAUACUGCAAUAAAUGAGUUUGGACAUGAUUGAA
Alosa sapidissima (American shad) is the source of this 9348-nucleotide messenger RNA. It is a transcript of the gene dennd4c, whose product is annotated as DENN/MADD domain containing 4C. Gene Ontology annotation, biological process: regulation of Rab protein signal transduction. Bases 285 to 6224 code for a protein of 1979 amino acids. Gene Ontology annotation, molecular function: protein binding. NCBI's taxonomy places the organism in Eukaryota, Metazoa, Chordata, Actinopteri, Clupeiformes, Clupeidae. The transcript has 33 exons. The record is from RefSeq and is a predicted model, not a curated record. Gene Ontology annotation, cellular component: cytoplasmic vesicle.